Molecule: messenger RNA, 887 nt
Organism: Lucilia cuprina (Australian sheep blowfly)
Lineage: Eukaryota; Metazoa; Arthropoda; Insecta; Diptera; Calliphoridae
Gene: bc10
Product: bladder cancer-associated protein
Exons: 1
Coding region: 495-734 (79 amino acids)
Source: RefSeq, a predicted model, not a curated record
UGAAAAAAGAAAUAUUCACCGAAAAAGAACGUCUUGUCCUUAAAAAUCUAAAAAUAAUUUAUUUAGGAAAGCAUUAAAAUUAAAAAUAAUAUACAGUGUUUAAUAAAAUAAAAAAAUGUUAAAGUAUAAUUAGUUAAAAACGGGAUAAGGCAAUAGAUUUUGUCUUAACGGGGCUGGUGCAAACAAACGGAAAAAGUAGUGUACGAGGAGUUGGCAAAAAGAACCGCACGCGUGACUUUUUUAACCGAUGAUACAAUUUACUUCUCCGACCUGUCAGCAAAUAAAAAUAAUUGUAUAAAAAUUAUAAUUCAUUAAGAAAAGAGCUAGUCUCUUUAAAAUAAAACUAUAAAUGAGUGUGUCGAAGCCAAAAGAAGCGCUAUUUUGAGAAAAAUUAAAUCACAUCUACAACUAGAGCAACAACAAAUAGGCGGCUUUUACUUUCUACCUGCUCUAAAGCCAAACAACUUUAUUGCCCAUAUACACAAAGUGACGCUAUGUAUUGUUUACAAUGUUUGCUGCCGGUGCUAUUGUUGCCAAAGCCCACCAAUCCUGCUCUUAUGGAAACACAUGUCAUGUUUAUUGUACUCUAUUUGAUUGGUUUCUUUCUGGAGCGCAAACCCUGCACCAUUUGUAGUCUUGUCUUCUUAACAGCUGUUUUUCUCAUCUGCUACAGUGGUGUCGGCAAUUGCAUCUUCUGGGGCAACUGUGAGGGUCAUCAAUGUGAAAAUGGCUAAAGCGGCUAAUGGAAUAAAUGUGAUAAUAUGUUUUUCUUUAAGUGUAUUUAAGUUCUUUAGAUGUUAUUGAAAAUCCAGGCUGUAAUCUCUAAUGUUACACAAUUACUUGUGUAUGUGAAGGAGAUGAAAGUAGAGAUUCUAUUUUAAUUUAAG